GCGGGGGCGUUGCAUUUCGAGGCAGCGGCGGAGCCAAUGCGCAGGAAGGGGCCGAGCCAUGUGGGGAGGUUGUUUACACCAGCCCGGCCCCGGGAGCUUUAACCCGGCCGGCGGCGAGGAGAAGGGCUCGGAGCGGGGGCUCCCCCGGGCGCUUGCCAUGGCGACCGCGCUGUCCCGGCGUCUGGGGAAGCGCUCCCUGCUCGGCACCCGCGUCCCUGCCGACGGGAUGCAGAUCCCGGGGUUGCAGCCCGAGCCGGGCCGGGCUCCCGCCGCCCCCGAGGACGGAUCCUGCGCGCUCUCCGCGGAGGAGAACGGCCGGGCUCCCGGAUUCUCCGGCCUCCGGCAGCUCCACUCCGGGCAGCAGGUCCUCGCCACCUCCAGCGGGCAGGAAUGUGAGCAGGGGAAGGUGCUGCUGCCAGAGCGGGGCUCGCAGGGCUGCUGGAGGGUGCAGGACGCGCUCCAACCUCCCGCCGAGAUCCUGCAGAGAUCCGUGUCCAGCAGCAUCGACGUUCCCAAGAGGAAAGGCGACGCCGCCGUGGAGAUGGACGAGAUGGUGGCAGCCCUGGUGCUGACGAGCCUGUCCUGCAGCCCCGUGGUGCAGAGCCCUCCCGCCGGCGAGAGCGGCCUCCCCCGGAAUUGUGGAGAGCUGGGACAGUACCAGGAUGGCACAGAAUCCUUAGGGAUGAUUAAG
Molecule: messenger RNA, 691 nt
Organism: Pipra filicauda (Wire-tailed manakin)
Lineage: Eukaryota; Metazoa; Chordata; Aves; Passeriformes; Pipridae
Product: zinc finger protein 395
Exons: 5
Biological process (GO): regulation of transcription by RNA polymerase II
Cellular component (GO): nucleus
Molecular function (GO): RNA polymerase II cis-regulatory region sequence-specific DNA binding; DNA-binding transcription factor activity
Source: RefSeq, a predicted model, not a curated record